AUGAGGGUGUUUGCUGACGUGGAUUUCAAGGAGGGUGACGUGGUGCUGCAGGAGCCUCCGUUGGUCAGCAUGCAACACUCUCACAAUAGGGCCCGAGCCCUGGUCUGCUCCCACUGCUUGCGUUUCAUUGGUCCGCUGGAGCAAGCUGUUGCCCGGCUGCUGACGUGGCAGAAGGGAAUGAGAGAGGAGGAAGAGGUAGAAAAAGGCGAGGAGGAUCAAGAGGACGCUAAGGAGGACAAGGAGGAAAAGGAAGGCGAAGAAGGAAGUAAAGAGGAAUCACCAGGAGAAGCAGCAGCAGUGGAGGGGUUCAUAGAGCAGUUGUCAAGCGGGCAGCUGAAGCUGCCUCAUGCGGAGUGUGUGGGCACGUUGCCUUCUGCUGUGCCGUGCCCUGGCGGCUGCACUCAAGAGACCUUCUGCAGCGCCACCUGUGCCACGUCAGCAUGGGCGGAUGGUCAUGCCAUGCUGUGCGUGGGCCAUGCCUCACAUGCCAAGGACACUGAGGCCCUGAAGGCCUUCUAUACCCAUGCUGAUGGUAAGGCAAUGCUGAUGCUGAGCGUUAUGGGAGGUACAAGGGUUGAGAAUUUGCUGUGCCUGGGCCAUGCGUCACAUGCCAAGGACACUCAGGCUCUCAAGGCCUUCUACACCCAUGCUGAUGGUGAGGGAAGAUAA
Molecule: messenger RNA, 669 nt
Organism: Closterium sp. NIES-65
Lineage: Eukaryota; Viridiplantae; Streptophyta; Zygnematophyceae; Desmidiales; Closteriaceae
Source: the annotation of a GenBank genome assembly